This is a messenger RNA of Plasmodium malariae, 297 nucleotides long. Its product is annotated as conserved Plasmodium protein, unknown function. The transcript has a single exon. Bases 1 to 297 code for a protein of 98 amino acids. Lineage: Eukaryota; Apicomplexa; Aconoidasida; Haemosporida; Plasmodiidae. The record is from RefSeq and is a predicted model, not a curated record.
AUGAAAAUAUUGGGGAAUUACGUUCAGAAAAAGUUUACAAGGACGAAACAUAGGUUAGGUGUGAUUGAUCGAAGAUACAAAUUAUUUUCAAGUGGUAUUCCAUUGCUCUUGUUGAUGUCUCUAACCAUUAGCAUUGGUACAUUCUUAAUAGAUCUACAAUAUAAAAUUAGAAAUAAGCGAGAGGAAAACAUAAAUAUAAGAGAAAUUAAACUGAUAGAAGAAAAGAACAAAUUAAUGAAAAUAUUAAAAGACUACGACUGUAAUAAUUAUGAAAAUAUUCCUAUCAAGAGAGAAUAA